Messenger RNA from Toxorhynchites rutilus septentrionalis, 3303 nucleotides. RefSeq names its product protein Teyrha-meyrha (gene tey). Gene Ontology annotation, biological process: protein ubiquitination. The transcript is spliced from 10 exons. Lineage: Eukaryota; Metazoa; Arthropoda; Insecta; Diptera; Culicidae. The record is from RefSeq and is a predicted model, not a curated record. Gene Ontology annotation, molecular function: ubiquitin protein ligase activity. Bases 686 to 2605 code for a protein of 639 amino acids.
UUACAACUUCAGUACAUCUCAGGUGUCAGUUGCGGAAGGACGUGAUUUUCGUUUUUGCCAUUGCCAUCGUCGUUGCCGCCGCCGUCGUCGUCGCCGCGAGUUAGUUAAUUGUGACAAUACGACAACGACUACCCUUCGCCUGCCUAAUUCCCACCCUGCGCGGGUGUGUACUUUCGAACCCUCCCGCUUCCACACCCCAAGCAACCUCCACACAGUGAAUCGGGUCCCAAGGUGUGAGUGUGUUUAGUGGAGCUCUCUGUUUAGUGAACAUUUUAAAUGACUACCUUCGGCAGGAACACGCCAAGUUGCAGUGCACGGGGCAACACUAGGUUUAGUUGCAGUUAUGCCCAAGCUAGUGACAGCCAGCGAUAUUUAAUGCGGUAAUGUGAGACUAGUUGAGUGGGAAGAAUAUUUUUACGUGAGACUCAGUGUGAUCGCGCACCGCAUCGUAUCAAACGUCGAGCUUAUUAGUGAUAGAUUUUCUUGUGUUGACAGCGAUAAGGCCUUUCCAAAUAUUUGUUUUGAUAUCGGAACGAAACUCGUUGACGCAACAUACAAUCUUGCUAAAAUUUUGUGAUAUUCGAGUGCUAAAUGUUGACCCAUAUCGCGGGUGGUGACGCUGUUAUACUGAGCCUGUUAUUAUUGGUAGUGCUUCGUGUGGAACAAUUCGUGCCGUGUCCGUGCCAUGGAUAAUCCCAGCUAUGGAUCGUCCCAUAUGUCAUCGCCUGCGCUAGUUGUGUUCUCCCAGGCUGCGAAUGGAUUAAGCGACGCAUUGCGAAUACAGAGACCGUUUCACUCGCAACUCCCAGACGCCAAAGAUCUGCACCAUAUCUCCCUGAUGAGUGGCUACGGAGCCCAUCUGCUGCACGGCUUCCAGCCUCAUUUCCUACACCCGCUCAACCCGGCCGUAUCGACGGCGAGCGGCACUAGUCCCUUCAGCGGGGGAGGAGCCUUCGUAAAACCGUUCCCAUCGAACCUGCCCCUGUCGUCUGCUUUCGCGCCUCCCAAAUGCCUCGGAUUCGGAAUCGAUCAAAAUAUCUUCUCAAAGGGUCUCCUGUUCGGUGGCAGCUCAGGUUCGGAAUCCUUCCGGACGUCGGAUUCAUCGAGUCCGGCAUGCACCUCACUAUCCCCUCCAGCCAAAGAUGAAUCGAUGGAGGGGCACACCAGCGAGGAAGGCGACCGAGAGCGGGAUCGAAUCUGCAGUCCCGAGCGGAGUCCGGAAACACCUGGCUUCAGACGAAUCGGUCCACCAAAGAAGAGCUUCGUCGGUACCCCACCACCCAACUCGUGUCCCAUCUGUGGCAUCCAGCUUGCACCAAGUGACCUAGAGACCCAUUUCUCGGCCGAACUCGGUCGACUCACCAAGAUGAGCUCCGCUGCCGAAAGGCUCGAGCUGCGACGAACGCUGAGUGUCGAUAUGCACGCGAUGCAAAAUACCCUCCAGGGGCGCACCAGUCGGUGGGAGACGUUCAAAAAUAUCCGCAACAAACGCCAGGAUCGCCUCCGGGGUAAGUUACGGAAGCGGAAGUUCGAUGGUGAGGAUGGUUUCGGGCUGGCUCUGGGGAAUAUGAACUGCCAGUCCUGCCCGGUUUGCCACGGAAGGCUACAGCGGACGCAAGAGGAAAUUGCUCAACACAUCGAGGACUGCGUGAGGAAGCAGCAGCAGCAGCAUCACCACCACCAGCAACAACAGCAGAGCAGUCAGUCCUCUGCCCAGGACGAGGACGAAACGGUGGAUGUUGAGAGCUAUGGCGAAGAAACAUCGAACGGAGCAAUCAACAUGACCUCCAAUGUUAUUCACCAUACGAAUAGUAAUAAUCUGCACAGUAAUAAUAACAACAACAACAACAUCCCAUUGAAGCCCGACCCUCCGAUGACGAAAAUUCCUCCUCUGGAGGAAAAUGCCAUCACGUCGCUUAGUUCAAUUGUACCUCAUUGGGAUAGAAAAGCGAGAUUAAACCUGCCGCUUAAUUAUCUUAUUCGAAUGUCACACAUUAUAGGUACAGCCACAUCCGAUAACUCAAUUACCCGCGUAACUCCCACCAGCAGCGACCAGCGAAUCGAUGUUGACUACGAACAGGAUCACGACCACAGCCAGGAUAUGAUCACCGACAACGACGAAGAAGUGAUCGUGGACAACACGGACGACGAGGAGUGCGUGAAGAGACCACGGCCCACGCUAGUCACGCUGGGAAGCCACCAUGGCGGAGGUCCCAAUAUCCACACGAUUCCACGCGAUGAAAAAAACAGUACCGAGGAGGCUACUUCAUCUGUUGAAAUCGACUCCGCAACGGACCCUAUACCAAUCCGAACGGCGGGAACCACACCCAAUUCCGACUCCUACGUGAGUACAUCGGAGUCGGCCGAACCAACGUCCAAAGCUCAAGUUCUUGAGGAACUGAAGGCCCGAAUACGAGAACUGGAAGGAUCGCCGCACUAUAAAUGUUUCAUAUGUAAGGAAAAAUGUAAAACACUGAUAAUCUCGAAAAUUUGCGGCCACUAUCUGUGUGAGGAAUGUUGGAUCACCGAAACGGAAUCCUCCAAGUCCUGCCCGCGCUGUAAGAUUGUCACCACGAACUCUGACUUUAGGAAAAUUCACGCUUGAACAAACACCUAUUUAUUUUGCUACCUGUUUCUUAUUCUUAUUUAUUUUUGCUACCGUAGAACUUAUAUUGAAUAAAAACAAUACAUGAUAGUAAAUCAAUCGUCUUACGAUAAGACCAUGAGUCUUCUCCGAACAUCUGCAGGUAAAAACACAAAGAAAAAAAUUCAUUUAAAGCUAACCAAAAAACUAAACGAAAACAAAUGCGUAAAAUUCAUGUGCAAUAUAAUUUUCAACUCGAUGAAAAUGUUCGAUGUUCGGAGAGUGCAUCCCUCGUCCAGGAAUCCAGAACUGUAUGAUUGAAAUUUUGAGAGUGAGUCCAGUGAUAAAAGCGAGAAAAUUAAACAAUAAUGAAAAUCCAAUUGGCGAUAACUGAAAUAUCAAUCACUUUCUGAAAGUAAUCUAACAAAACUAGUAACGGCUUUACUGUUAUCCCGAUAUGACUAGAUAAUCGUAUUGCAAAUAGCCAAUCUGGAAAAAUUAAAUCAAAUGAACAAUGAUAUUCACGCAACAUCGCACGGAAACCAUAUGCUGUGCGACGCAGCUGCAAGCCGUCGUUCAAAUUUGUUAUGUUAAUGUCUAUGAAAAGUUAUUGAAAAGUAAGCUCUUUCCAUUCUCAAUAUUUUCACAGAGAAAUUUCUAUCCCUCAAAGGCAGGAAAUGAUAACGACUCAGUGAAAAACAACUGUAUCUUUUGUGUAA